This is a messenger RNA of Cetraspora pellucida, 372 nucleotides long. NCBI's taxonomy places the organism in Eukaryota, Fungi, Glomeromycota, Glomeromycetes, Diversisporales, Gigasporaceae. The record is from the annotation of a GenBank genome assembly.
AUGUUAUUCAUAAGAGAAAGUAAGAGAAUUAUUUCAGCUGCACUAUUUGAAGUUGAUGAAAGUUUUAUCUUUGAACAUUUACUUUGUCAAGCAAAUAGUGAUUAUGUUUCUGAAAAGAUUGUUAAAGUUGAUGUUCAACCAAAAGAUAUGAAUACAUGGCACAAAGUAGUAUCUGGCAUAGAUGCAAGUUUAAAAAUAUGUAUACGAAAAGAACAAAAUAUAUCACAUAUUUGGUUCACUGUUCAGAAUGAACAGUUAGUAUUUUCUUUAAGUCAAAUUCUUUCAACAUCUAAUGUUUUUAAUGAAAUAAUGAAUUCAGUAAUCAAAAAAAUUUUAUCAAAUUUAAAACUAAUAAUGAAUCAUAAUGACUGA